UGCUGCUGGAAAGUUUGUAUCACUCUUUGCGUUUUACCGAGGAUAUCGCUCGCUAAUGUCACAUCCCGCGGUGGACGGACUGUUUGGGGAAUUUUGCUGGUGACAUUGAGAGGGAGCGGAGCGGACAUGGCGGUUGCAGUCGCUCAUCAUCACCGAGCUGCCGUGCCGUGGGUCUGGGGUCAGUUUUUACUGAAGCUAAAUGGAGUUGUUUCAGCCGUUGGACACUGCGUACUGGCCUAACCACCACCAGUAACUCCUCAGCAGAGAGACAUGGUGCUCCCACUUUAACAAGGACAUUUCUGAAAACUGGACAGGAUUUAACGGUCACCACCAUCACCAUGUCUGACCAAAACUACUACUGGACCGUGUUGCCGAGCUACAAAACUAGUUUUGUGCCUGGGGCCAUGAUGAAAAGAUCAAAAAGUUCCCGUAACAACAAGAGAAGGAGUUUGGCGGUCGGGACCCCGUCGCCCACGCUCUCACGACCUCUUUCGCCUCUCCCACUUGCCACAGCUGGCAGUAGCCCUUCAGAAAGCCCCAGAAAUGUCUCUGCCAGCACUUCUGCCAACUUCCAGUUUGCCCGCAGCCAACUGGCCCGCACUGAAAGAGCGGAUGGGCGAAGGUGGUCUGUGGCAUCAGUUCCCUCAUCUGGAUACUGCACUAAUGCACCCAGUUCAUCAGUAUCUUCCUCGUCUUCCCAGGAGUUAUUGCACCAGUUGCCCUUCCAGCCCACACAAGAUGAUCUCCACUUCCUGUUCAAGCAUUUCCGGAGCACGGAGAGUGUUGCGGACGAAGAAGGAGCUCACGCUUCGCCUCCUGUCAGGCUCCGCUCACGCAGUCUCAGCCCUGGACGGACCUGUGGAACAUUUGACAAUGAAAUUGUCAUGAUGAAUCAUGUCUACAAAGAACGCUUUCCCAAGGCGACAGCCCAGAUGGAGGGUCGGCUGCUCGACAUCAUUGCAGAGUGCUCCCCAGGCACUGCUCUGCCCCUGGCUGACGGUGUGCUGGGAUUCAUUCAGCACCAGCUGGUGGAGCUCGUCAGAGACUGUCUGGACAAGUCCCAGAAAGGCCUGGUCACCUCCAGGUACUUCGUGGAGCUGCAGGAGAAACUGGAGAAGCUGCUGCAUGAGGCAUACGAGCGUUCAGAGAGCGAGGAGGUGACCGUCAUCACUAAGCUGGUCAAGAAGAUUCUCAUCAUCAUCUCCAGGCCUGCAAGGCUCCUGGAGUGUCUGGAGUUCGAUCCAGAGGAGUUUUAUCAACGUUUGGAGGCUGCAGAGGGUCAAGCCAAGGUGGGCCAGGGCAUCAAGACUGAUAUUCCCAGAUACAUCAUCAGCCAGCUUGGCCUCACCAGGGAUCCCUUGGAAGAGAUGGUCCAUCUGGAGCAGACAAGUCCGAGUCACAGAGCAGCCAGCAGAGAGGCCGAUGACACGGGAGAGGCAACACCCAUACAGAGCCGAGCAGCCUGCACCCCUCCUCGCAGGAAACCGCUGGAGAGUGACUUUGAGACUAUCAAGCUCAUUAGUAAUGGCGCCUAUGGGGCUGUGUUUCUGGUGCGCCACAAGGAGACACGCCAGCGUUUUGCCAUGAAGAAGAUUAACCGGCAGAACCUGAUGCUUAGGAACCAAAUCCAGCAGGUGUUUGUGGAGCGAGACAUCCUCACCUUCGCUGAAAACCCAUUUGUGGUUUCUAUGUUCUGCUCUUUUGAGACACGGAGGCACCUCUGCAUGGUCAUGGAGUAUGUGGAAGGUGGGGAUUGUGCCAACCUAUUGAAGAACAUUGGUCCUUUGCCUGUGGACAUGGCUCGGAUGUAUUUUGCAGAGACUGUUCUGGCUUUGGAAUACCUUCACAACUACGGCAUCGUCCACAGAGACCUCAAACCUGACAAUUUGUUAAUCACCUCCUUGGGACACAUUAAGCUGACAGACUUUGGGCUGUCAAAGAUUGGUCUAAUGAACAUGACCACCAACUUGUAUGAGGGGCAUAUCGAAAAGGAUACCAGAGAGUUCAUCGACAAACAGGUGUGUGGUACUCCAGAGUACAUUGCUCCGGAGGUGAUCCUGAGGCAGGGCUAUGGGAAGCCAGUUGACUGGUGGGCUAUGGGCAUCAUCCUUUAUGAGUUCUUAGUGGGCUGUGUGCCUUUCUUCGGAGACACACCAGAACAGCUCUUUGGUCAGGUGGUCAAUGAUGACAUCAUCUGGCCAGACGGGGAGGAUGCUCUGCCAGCUGAUGCCCAGGACCUUAUUACCAGACUGUUGAGACAGAGCCCUCUUGAGCGUCUAGGAACAGGUGGAACCACAGAGGUGAAGGUACACAUGUUCUUCCUGGGUCUGGACUGGAAUGGCCUCCUGAGACAGAAAGCUGAAUUUAUACCUCAACUUGAGACUGAGGAGGACACCAGCUACUUUGACACCCGAUCAGAGCGCUACUGUCACCUGGACUCAGAUGAUGAUGAUGAAACCAAUGAUGAUGAGUCAUCUCUAGAGCUCAGACAGUUCUCCUCUGUGGCUCACCGCUUCAGCAAGGUGUACAGCAGCACAGAGCACCUCUCCACCUCCACACCGUCCAACCAGAGCCUUUCAUCAUCGGAGCGCAGCCACAGUGAGGAGAAGGAGGACCGAUGGGAUGGCAGGGGAGUCCUCUCCCCUGGCGAUGGACACAAACACUUGGCUGGUGGGGACAGGAGGGCAGAUGGACACAGGGGGAGUCUGCGUCCUCGUGCUUCAUCCAGCUCCUCCCAGUCAGAGCGCAGUGCCAGCCCGCUGGUGAUGAACAGCACCCAGAGCCUCGACAUCAUGCCUCGCUUCGCCAUCGCUGCCGAUGAAGAAGGUAAGACUGACAAACGCACAUCACUGUACUCCAGUCACUGUUAUUAUCUAUUAAGAAACACUGACACACUGUGCCUCCUGAUUCUAGACGGGAUGGUUUCCAACCUACGGCGCAUUCGGCUCCGGAGCAACAGCACUGGCACCAGGCCAUCCUUCCGAAGGGGUGCGUCACGGCGCAUCGCUCACCAGCUGGAGACUCCGGAAAAACCCAGAUCCUCACCUGGAAAGGUCCCUAAAUCUGCGUCUGUCUCUGGCCUGUCCCUCAUCAUCACCCCAGAUGAUUCAGCAGGUCCUCCUACGAGCCCCAAAUCGUCCUUGUCCCUAUCGUCCAACCCCUCAUCCAGAGACUCAUCCCCCAGCAGGGACCUCUCUGUUAGCAUCAGCUGCCUCAGGCCUCCUGUGGUCAUCCACAGCUCUGGGAAGAGGUUUGGCUUUGCGUUACGAGCUAUCAGAGUCUACAUGGGAGACAGCGACGUCUACACUGUUCACCACAUGGUCUGGUGUGUUGAGGAUGGCAGUCCAGCACAUGAGGCAGGAUUGAGGGCUGGUGACCUCAUCACUCACGUCAACGGGGAGUCAGUCCAGGGACUUGUCCACACUGAGGUGGUGGAGCUGCUGCUUAAGAGUGGUAACAGGGUGACCCUGCAGACUACUGCUCUGGAGAACACUUCUAUCAAGGUGGGGCCUGCCAGGAAAGCAAGCUACAAGGCCAAGAUGGCCCGACGCAGCAAGAAGAGCAAGAGGAAGGACGGACAGGACAGCCGACGACGUAGCAUCUUGAAGAAGCUCACUAAGCACACGCCUCCUCCGCCCAUGCAGAGCAGUCGUAGCUUCUCUUCAGGUUUCCACCAGUCAUCUAGCGACAGCCUGUCCGGCUCCCCCACACAGAGUCUCUCUCCCGGGCCAUCUACGCCUUGUCGCUCUCCUGCUCCUGAUCACUCUGGAGAUUCAAGUUCCUCUCCCUGCUCCAGCUCCCCUAACUCGCCUGUACCGCAGGCUCGUCCCAGUUCCCUACAUGUCUUGGGCCGCUACACCAAAGCUGGUCGCUGCAAAUCCACCAGCAGCAUCCCUCCUUCUCCGCUGGCCUGCAUCCCACCUCCUCAGCCCCUCUCCCCCCAGUGCUCUCCAUCCUGCCUCCCGAGUCACCCCAAGUCCCUGCAGGGUUUCCAUGGCAAGACAUUGUCUCCUCCAACUAUCACCCGCCACUCUGUGCGUCCCCGCAGUGCAGAACCGCCACGCUCGCCGCUCCUCAAGAGGGUCCAGUCUGCAGAGAAGCUGACAGGAGACAAGACGACAGGAGGGUACCAUGGAGACAGGAAGGCCUACAGCACCCGCCGCCACACCAUGGAAGUGCCUCUAUCUGAGGGGGAGGGGCUGGAAGACAUGGAGGGGGACACCGCCACCGGCUUCGUCUGUGUCGGCGAGCACGGCCGUCAGGGUCUCUACAUAGGAGGGCAGAGAGGCCACCAGGACGCAGCCAGUGGAGGCAGCGAGCACUUCCGCGCUACCGCCUCGCCACAACAUCGCGGUGGCAACCACCACUCCAAAGAGGUGGUGGUGAUGAGGAAGCUGGCGCUGUCGGAGCGAAGGGACUCCUUCAAGAAACAGGAGGCCGUGCAGGAAGUGAGUUUCGAUGAUUUGGAGGAGAGGGAGGCAACGCCAAGCCCGACGCCUCCUGUCACGCAGCCCAAGGCAUUCAAGGCGUCCUGGAUCAACUCGGCCCAGUCAGAAUCCGCCGUGAAGCUGGAAGUAAGAGGAUCACAGGGUACAACAACACCGCAGAAAGCCAAGUCAAAAGACAAAGAAGGGUUUUAGUUUUGUGACUUUUCUAGGGACAACAGGUCGACAGAGAGUCUCACUCAGGAGGAGACUAAGAGGUGAAGUCACCGACCUGCUACUGUACUUAACAUUUGAAGGCCUUGCAUGUGUGUCCAGAAAACUGUGACCAAGUCCCCAAAUCAUCACGAGCAACAGCUUGAAGAAGGAAGAACAAAUUAACAUCGAUGUUUCUCAGUAAUAUAUGCAUCCUGCUACACUGUUAACAGAAUAAUGACUGCCAAACUAUGUUUACUUCCUAGUUGCUUGUUUUCUCUCUUGGUUCUCAAAUCACUGUGGCGCCUGUAACUGAUGUACUUUGUAAAUACUUUUGGUUUUAAAUGAAGAAACUUAUUUAUGACUUUUUAUGCUCAUCUUGUCGUUGUGGUUGCUGAAAAUGCCUUGGAUGCUUCGGCUGUUAAUAGUUGAGGAAUUGCACAAAACAAAAGCCACGCAGCAACUUCUCAGUGUGGUUUUAAAGCAGGUGCAGAAAAGGGCAUCAGUUGAUAUUGUACCUUUUUUUUUUAUACCUCAAUGCCUGUGUAGAACUGGGUGUUGUUCCGUGUUCAGAUUGGAUCUUUGAAAUGAACUUACAGUGUUUGUCCUGCAACAUAUAAUGUAUUAUAAAAUUUCAGAAGAUAUUCUGUGCUGCCUCUCUAUUAUACAUCUUCUGGUGGUGACUAUUUAGGACUCAUCGAUCCCUAACACAGGCCUUGUGUAAACAUGUUAAAGGACAAAAAUCUCCAUACUCUGAAGCCUAGCUGUGGUGCCAAAGGAACCAUUUAAAAAGAGGUACUGUAGUUGUACAUAAGAAGCUUCAUGCAUGCAUGAGCUCUACUUCCACUUCCUGUCUGUCAUGUUAAAAAAAGUGUCCCUCCUCUGACCUUAUCAACAUGCAAGUGUGUAGAUAAAGUUUUGUGACUACCUUCAGAAACCAGGCUGUCGUCGCUGUCCUCGAAUUAAUACCUUGUUGAAUCAAACCGCCUCCGUCCAGCUCCUUACAACCCUAGUAUAGCUCAAGUGUUUGCACAAGUUGUAGUAGCCGUAAAACAGUUAGAGCACAUUUCUAUUUCAGGACGAUUUCCUUCUUCGUGGGAUUCAAAAAUUGUACAGUAGAUGCAACAAGCAAAACUGGCUCCCUUGGCUGUUGUUUUUUUUCUUCUUUUUUUUAUGCGUGUUAUGAAUGAAUGUUUACAUUUUAGUGGAAAUAUGUGUUUUUUUGUUAAAUUAUUAUGAAAAAAAUGAAUGACAGGGAAUUGAACCAGAGGCCCUGAGUGGAUGAAGAAAUGAGCAGAGGUGAUCGUCUUUUGUAUAUUUUGAUAUGGAAACAGUCUUGUUGCAGUACUAAUAAUCUAUGCUGUCAAUGUAUAUUGUAUAAACAAUGGUGGACCUUAUAACAGCUGUCGAUGGUGUCUUUUUGAAAGUGACCUUGUAAGGAUAGAUGGACUUGGAUACAUUGUGUAAUGUCACAUACAGUACAUGUGGCAGGGUCUUAAUCUCAUGUCAGCCUCAAAGGAUUGUGCAUGCUUCACAUCCCAUUAUAUUAUUCCCACAAUUUUUACAACAUAUUUCCAUUUUAUUUGAACUCUUUGGUAUGAUAAAUCUCAUCCAAAAGGGGCUUGACCUCUUUAAUUUGAUGUUCAGUCACAUAUUUGAGCUUUAAAAGGAGAAUUUUGUGAAAAGAUGUAAACAUAUGGGAUUUCCAGCCCUUUAUUUUCUCAUUUUGUUACUAUUUUGAAGCUAUUUUUAUUAUUUUCAUUUAGGAACUGUUUUGAUCAGCAGUCAAAAAUGCUUCCGGUCUUAUUUCAGAUUAAUUUGUUACACAGGAGAAACUUUUGUCCUGUGUUUUUAUGAAGGAGCACAUUUAUAUUUUGCUAUCAAGGUAACUGUUAAUGUGGGAAUUUAUAAUGGACGUUUAGCACACAUUAAACCUUGAAUGGUGGUUGUAGAUUAAAUUAGAAGUUUGCUCGUUGUACCUUGAGGGGAAAAAAACUGUGUCUGUGUAGAAUUUAUCACCGAAUUUCUGAUGCAAUAUAUAUCUUGGUAUGUUCUCAAGAUUUUAUCUUUUUAUUUUGUGCCCCAACAAAACCGUCAUAGUCUCUCUUGACCUUCCGUUGUAUCAUCAUGUUUUACUUUUUUAAAUCAAGAUUUCACCAGUAGUUCAUACCAGCGGUUCAGCAUCGCAAAUCAAAAUGAAACUCCAUGACGACGACUCCUCUCAUCUCUAUUUUGUGUGUGAUAAACUCCAUGUCUUCACAUGGCUGCUCAACUUAACUUGUCCAUCAUUUCCACACUUGUUUUAGUGUGUUUGUGUGUUGAAAGUUGUUGCUCCUGAAUCAACCCCUCGUCCACAAAUGACAAACUGGCUUUUGUGAAAUUCCUACCAUGUGGGUAUCUGAUGCAUACUGGUGUGUGAUAUGUUUUUUAUUGUCUUAACAGUGCUUGAAAUAAAUGAAUUGCAAAGGGACUACAAAGUCCAGGACUACA
Plectropomus leopardus (leopard coralgrouper) is the source of this 7127-nucleotide messenger RNA. It is a transcript of the gene mast3a, whose product is annotated as microtubule associated serine/threonine kinase 3a. Gene Ontology annotation, molecular function: magnesium ion binding; ATP binding; protein binding. Gene Ontology annotation, biological process: peptidyl-serine phosphorylation; intracellular signal transduction. The record is from RefSeq and is a predicted model, not a curated record. NCBI's taxonomy places the organism in Eukaryota, Metazoa, Chordata, Actinopteri, Perciformes, Serranidae.